Molecule: messenger RNA, 745 nt
Organism: Arachis ipaensis
Lineage: Eukaryota; Viridiplantae; Streptophyta; Magnoliopsida; Fabales; Fabaceae
Source: RefSeq, a predicted model, not a curated record
UUCACGAUUUGCACCAAUUUAAUCCCUGACUUACCAAUUGUACCAUUUCUGUCCCCGACUUUGUUAAAAUUGCACCAGGGUCGUCCCUCCUCACAUCUCCGGCCAAAUUGACUGCCGCCGGCAGUGACAUGGCACUGAGAUGCCACGCUGGCGUAGAUAACGGCGCUGAGAUGCCACGCUGGCGUAGAUAACGGCUAGCUGAGCAACGUUCUUCUCAUGCUUCCUUUUUGUGACUCGUGGAAGUGAAACGAAAACCAUGAUUGGGCGUCCGAGCCAGGGUCAGGGAAGCUCUACACGAUCGACGACGAGAACGCGGAGUCGGACCAGACCGUCGCGGGUGCCUGACCGCUGUGGAUGCGGCUGCCGGCCUGUGCUUCGUUGGUCCGGAACAAAUACCAACCCAGAUAAGCCCUUCUUCGGUUGUCCAAAUUACAAUACUAGGGAAAAAAUAUGGUGUGGAUUUUUUCUCUGGGCUGAUGAUGUAGCAGAAGAAGAGGAACAUGAAGGAAGAGUGGAUGCAACUGUAGUUGACAAUGAGCAAGUGAGAGUCAAUUUAGCCUGGAGGAUUGGAAAAUUGGAAGCUGAAGUGAGGACCCAAAAAUGUAUGAUACAAUUCUUAGGCAUAGUGGUGUUGUUCGUUGUAGUUGUUGUAUUGGUUAUGACUUUGAAGUUCUGACAAUGUUAUGUUGUAUGUAAUGUGUUCAUGGAUGAAUGAAAAUAGGAGUUGGUUUUUUAUCUUCAGUUA